AUGGAGGAAGAAGAAGCUUCCACCAGUUCUGCAACACCGCCAACGAAAAUAAGACGAAUGUGCCAUUAUAAUAAAGACUGGGAAAAUAAAUAUUCUUGGAUAACUAAAGCCAACGUCGACACUAGAGCUUACUGUAAAAUUUGUAGAAAUGAAUUUGCUGUGGCUGAAGGUUUGAAGGGGGUGAACCAGCAUGCCAAGGGCGGAAAGUGCGCAAGCCAAGUCCCAAAGAAUGGACUCUUUCUUUACGCCUAA
This is a messenger RNA of Parnassius apollo (apollo), 252 nucleotides long. The record is from the annotation of a GenBank genome assembly. Lineage: Eukaryota; Metazoa; Arthropoda; Insecta; Lepidoptera; Papilionidae.